GUCAUCACAAGUUUCUAUCGUUAUCGAAAGCAGCUUGAAACGUGCGGUUGAUAUUAUUUAUUUCGAAGAUAAACAAAAACAGGCAACCUGGAAUGAAAUUCGCGAUCGAGAGCAUCAGCAAGAAGUCCGGAAGAUUGGGACAACUUCGGAUCAAAGAUGCAGGACCCGAGUUGAGGACUCCGCUCCUUUUGCAAACGACGAAAGGCGGCAGCGUUCCGUGGUUAAGCGCAGAUGUUUUUGAGACUCAUGUCAGCCGAAAGCCACAGGUGCUCCAAUUUACUCUUUCCACCAUGGACCAAAUGACUGAGGCUUUAGCGCAGUGGAAUAGUGGUGGAGAUCGCGGAGUUAGUGACUACGUGGGAUUCCCAGGACACCUAAAUGUCCUCUUGCUGCGGGAUCCUUGUGAAAUAACGCCUUCCGGUGGCAACGACAGGGACAUACAGCCACUUUUCACGAGAAGAGGCAAGGAAUCCCUCAGUCCCGAACGCUACAUGGAAAUGGUGGCUAGUUUUAAGCCGGACAUCUACCAAGGACUUUGUGAUGCGGACACAAAUUUGGAUAGUGCCAAGAAGCGGGUUCAGAAAUCGGUGGAUAGAACAGAAAAAUUUAUGCGCUACAUAUACGAAAACCGCAGCAAGGUAGAGUCCACUCUGCUGGCUCCCAUAGUUGGUGGAUAUAACACCUUUGCCCGGACGCAAUCCAUCAAACAUGCGCGGGAACAACCGGCUGGUACUUACGGAGGUUACAUCUUUGAGGGAUUUCAUACGAAUGGUUUGUCUGCCACCACUUUGGAACCUUCCAAGCUACUGCCAGUUGUGGAGCACUGCGUUAAGCAGCUUGAGGAGGAUAAGCCUCGGAUAAUGCCAGGUGCUUUUACACCUUUAACCACUUUGGAGCUUAUUCGCCAGGGAGUUGAUGUGUUCGAUACAUCCUACGCCUACUGUGCUUCCCUGAACUUCAAGGCGUUGACUUUUAGCUUUGUGAAUGAUGAAGUGGAGCAUUUGCCUUUCAUGGACAUAACUGAUGAAGCUAAUAAGGAGGAUUUUUCGCCGCUGCUGAGUAACUGCAGCUGUUUAACUUGCCAGAAACACACGCGUGCCUAUCUGCAUCACCUUUACAAAACCAACGAACUACUAGGUCCUAUAUUACUAAUCAUCCACAAUCUGCAUCAUUACAUGACCUUUUUUGAGGAAAUACGUAAUAGAGUGGCUAACGACACGCUGCCGCAGCUGACUGAGCUCGUGAGGAAUCAGAAUGGCAAAUCUCAAGUAGAUUACGCCAUUUCAGCCAACACCAAAGUUAUUAGCAAGGCCACUAUGGGCAAAGGAUUCGCAGCGGUAGCUGUGUGACAUGACAUUCUAAUUAAACACAGAAAUUAGUCUAAAAAAAGCCUCUGGAUGUUUAUAUUUUAGC
Molecule: messenger RNA, 1413 nt
Organism: Drosophila ficusphila
Lineage: Eukaryota; Metazoa; Arthropoda; Insecta; Diptera; Drosophilidae
Product: queuine tRNA-ribosyltransferase accessory subunit 2
Exons: 2
Coding region: 93-1349 (418 amino acids)
Molecular function (GO): tRNA-guanosine(34) queuine transglycosylase activity
Source: RefSeq, a predicted model, not a curated record